This is a messenger RNA of Puccinia triticina, 690 nucleotides long. RefSeq lists its product as uncharacterized. Gene Ontology annotation, biological process: intracellular protein transport; macroautophagy; Golgi to vacuole transport. The record is from RefSeq and is a predicted model, not a curated record. Gene Ontology annotation, molecular function: SNARE binding; SNAP receptor activity. The transcript has 7 exons. Bases 1 to 690 code for a protein of 229 amino acids. Lineage: Eukaryota; Fungi; Basidiomycota; Pucciniomycetes; Pucciniales; Pucciniaceae. Gene Ontology annotation, cellular component: SNARE complex; Golgi apparatus; endoplasmic reticulum membrane.
AUGGACUCGAUGCCUGGCUUGGAGUUGUUCAACUCGUACGAACAAGAGUUCAACGAUCUCGUCAUCAGCAUCCGCAAUGCGCUGAAUGUGGAUGCCAAGAACUCGGUUGGGGAACAAAGGAAGGCGGUGCUGAGAAGGGUGGAACGAGACUACGAAGAGGCCGAGGAAAUCCUCUCUCAGAUGGAUGUCGAACUCCAGUCUCUUGACAGGGCGCUCAAGCCUACCAUCAGCCAGAAACUGAAGUCCUUCAAGUCUGAACUGGCCGCCUUCAAAACACAAAUCACACAAGCGCAUUCGCAAGCGACAAGUUCAGAGCUGCAUUCAGAUUCGCCAUACCAGCAAGACUCGGAUCUCUCGGCGUCGACCAAAGCCCAGCAGGCCCAACGCGAGCGGCUCUUAAAGGCCAACCAGCUGCUCGAGUCCAGCUCCGAUCGGCUCGAUUCCAGCCAUCGCAUCGCCCUCGAAUCUGAGCAGCUGGGCUCCAGCAUCCUGCGCGACCUGAGAGGACAGCGGGAACAGAUCGAGAACACCCGAGAUACCUUGAGAGAAGCAGAUGGACAUCUCGAUAAGGCCAGUAACACACUCAACAAGAUGAUCCGAAGGAUGUACCAGCAACGUGUGAUUUCAGGGGUGAUAAUUGCAGUCCUGAUUUUACUAAUCUUAUUUAUCUUGUAUUCCAAAUUCAAAUAA